UUCAACAUCUAAUCUAAAUCUCAAUCUAAACUCAAGUUUCUCUUAUCUUCUGUACUAUUUGGAGUUUCCCAUUUCCUCUGAGAUUCUCAUCUUGUUUUUGUUUCUCCUGUGUCCCCUCCACCUGUUUGAUCAAAGUCCUCUCAAACCUGAAACUAGGGAUGCUGAGUAUGGCUUCCACACUUAGCCUCUUGAAAUUUUCAGUUCUUCCCAAAAAUCCACACCAAUUAUUUUCAACCCCAAAAGUUCACCAACUUCCCUCAUCAAUCUCAGCAAGAUUGAACACCCCAAAAGAUCCUCCAAAGCCAACACAAUUUCUAGAACAACAUAGCAUCAGCAAUGCUCUCAAAACUGUUCCACUUACACUCACAGCACUCACAUUCCCAUUCUUGUUGGAACAAAAGGAUGCUGCACUUGCUGUUGAUGGAGAAUUUGGGAUAUUGGAAGGAAGAACAUUUGCUCUGAUACAUCCUAUUGUGAUGAUUUCUUUGUUCUUCUUUACAUUGUGGACAGGGUAUUUGGGGUGGCAGUGGCGGCGCGUGAGGACUAUUCAGGAAGAGAUCAAUGAGCUCAAGAAACAAGUGAAGCCUACACCUGUUACACCAGAAGGGAAACCAGUGGAAGGAGCAGAAGCACCAUCAUCAUCUGUUGAACUCAAAAUCCAGCAACUCACUGAGGAAAGGAAAGAGCUGCUUAAAGGCUCCUAUAGGGAUAGGCACUACAAUGCAGGAUCCAUACUCUUAGGAUUUGGGGUGCUUGAGGCUGUUGGUGGAGGGUUAAACACAUGGAUUAGGACGGGAAAGCUAUUUCCAGGUCCACAUCUGUUUGCAGGAACAGCUAUCACAGUAUUAUGGGCACUAUCAGCAGCACUAGUUCCAUCAAUGCAGAAAGGGAGUGAAUUGGCCAGAAGUCUUCACAUUACAUUCAAUACAUUAAAUGUUCUUCUCUUUAUAUCUCAACUUCCUACUGGUUUUGAGAUCUUAAUGAAAGUGUUUGAGUUCACACAAUGGCCUUGAAUGUAAGAUUCUUAUGUGAAAAAAUAAAAAAAUCAUACUCUUUUCAUUCUUCACUAUUUGUCAUUGUGACAUUGAAUCCUGACUUAUUGAUUCAAGCAUGUACCAAAAAAUAACAAUGACAGAUAAAAAGAAAGGGAGAGAAGCAUUUGCUUCCCUUUUAGCUCUCUUUCAUGGAAACAUCAAAUAAUAAGAAUUUUUCAAAUAUAUGUAAAAUGUGUUCCAUGAAAGUGCUGUGAUAAUAGGGAUUGUAAUUGACAAGUUGAAGACUAGUUCCCUUCAUAUUUAAGUAUUUUAAUUUUUUAAGUCUCU
Arachis duranensis is the source of this 1322-nucleotide messenger RNA. RefSeq lists its product as uncharacterized. The coding region runs from base 159 to 1013 and encodes 284 amino acids. Gene Ontology annotation, cellular component: chloroplast thylakoid. The record is from RefSeq and is a predicted model, not a curated record. The transcript has 4 exons. NCBI's taxonomy places the organism in Eukaryota, Viridiplantae, Streptophyta, Magnoliopsida, Fabales, Fabaceae.